AUGUCUCCUUUUCAAGCAUUGUAUGGCUAUGCUCCACCUCACCUAGUUUUUCCAAUUCCUUCUUCUACUUCUGUGGCAACUGUAGAGAACUACUUGCAGGAACGAGACCUUAUGCUGCAAUUGUUGAAAGAGGAACUCUCCAAGGCCCAAAGCAGAAUGAAAUUCAUUGCAGAUAAGAAAAGGUCUGACAGAACCUUUGAGGUGAGUGACUUGGUUUUUCUGAAACUGCAGCCUUACAGGCAAACAUCAAUUGCUGUGAGAAUGAACCAUAAGCUCUCUGCCAAAUAUUUUGGUCCCUUUGAAGUAUUACAGAAGAUAGGAGUUGUUUCUUAUAAACUCAAACUGUCUGUGGGGUCUAGGAUUCAACCAGUUUUUCAUGUCUCACAACUGAAGAAGAAAAUUGGAUUGCAGGCUGUCCUCUCCCCUCAACUUCCAUCAGUAGACCAUGCAAACCAGUUUGUGAUUGAACCAAUUGCUGUUUUGGACACUAGAAUUACUGUCAAAGGCACAUAUGAAAUUCCACAAGUCUUAGUGCAGUGGUGCAACUCAGAUCCAACAGACUCAACAUGGGAAGAUGCUACUCACAUCAAAGAUCAAUUUCCAUAUUUUAUCCUUGAGGACAAGGAUAUCUAA
Papaver somniferum (opium poppy) is the source of this 633-nucleotide messenger RNA. RefSeq lists its product as uncharacterized. The coding region runs from base 1 to 633 and encodes 210 amino acids. The record is from RefSeq and is a predicted model, not a curated record. NCBI's taxonomy places the organism in Eukaryota, Viridiplantae, Streptophyta, Magnoliopsida, Ranunculales, Papaveraceae. The transcript has a single exon.